AUGCAUCAACCCAUCUCAGCCCUGACACUGCUUCCUAUCCUCCUCUUAUCACCAACGUCUUACGCUCAAGAAGUCGGUCCCAACUAUGCGCACCCGCUAGAGGAUCUGGACAAGGACCUACCUUUUUCACAACCGGUUACAUUCGCUCAUCUCCCCUGGGAACGCUGCCUCUCUGUCUCGCACUCUAUGCCCAUUGACAUCGCGAUCCUCGGCUUCCCUUACGAUACAUCCACCUCCUACCGUCCAGGGGCGCGCUUCGGACCACGCGGCAUCCGGGCCGCCAGCUCGCGUGAGAAAAAGGGCAGAAGCUAUAACACAGUCUGGGGGGUUGAUCCGUUUCAAGACGGUGGACUGAAGGUUCUGGAUUGUGGAGAUAUUCCCAUCACGCCGUUUGAUGCCGCGCAUGCUUUCAAGCAGAUGGAGCAGGGGUACCGGCAGGUGUUGUGGCAUAACACGAGCGAGGAGAGUAGGUGGGAGAGGCCGAGAGUGUUGAGCUUGGGAGGGGACCAUUCGAUCGUGUUACCCGUACUGAGGAGUUUGAAAGAGGUAUAUGGCCCCAUCUCAGUGAUACAUUUGGAUUCGCAUCUUGAUACAUGGGAUCCGUAUCGAGGGUAUACGGGUAUCGCUUCGGAGCAGUCGGCUAUCACGCAUGGGACAUUCUUCUGGCACGCCAGUCGUGAAGGUUGUAUUUCCAAAGGAACGAGUAUCCAUGGAGGGUUGAGGACAAAGCUGUUCAGCCCGAAGGAUUACGUGAUUGAUAAGGACUUCGUAGGAUUCGAGCUGAUCGAAGCGCAUGAGAUUGAUGAUAUCGGGGUUAAGGGCAUUGUAGAGAAGAUGAGAAGAACAGUAGGUGACACGCCGACCUAUCUGAGUAUCGACAUCGAUGUACUCGAUCCCAGCAUUGCUCCUGCAACAGGCACCCCGGAAUCAGGCGGGUGGACGACAAGAGAGGUGAAAAGGCUCAUCAAGGGCCUAGAAGGGAUCAACCUCGUUGGCGCUGACGUGGUGGAGGUCAGUCCACCAUAUGACACGGUUGCCGAAGUGACAUGCAUUGCUGCGGCAGAUUUGUUGGUUGAUAUCAUGGCACUGAUGGUCAAGGACAAGACGGGACCGGAGAAUAUCUACGUUAAGGAUGAACUGUAG
This is a messenger RNA of Endocarpon pusillum Z07020, 1143 nucleotides long. RefSeq lists its product as uncharacterized. The transcript has 2 exons. NCBI's taxonomy places the organism in Eukaryota, Fungi, Ascomycota, Eurotiomycetes, Verrucariales, Verrucariaceae. Gene Ontology annotation, molecular function: agmatinase activity; metal ion binding. The record is from RefSeq and is a predicted model, not a curated record. Bases 1 to 1143 code for a protein of 380 amino acids.